CGAGUUUCAGUAUUGAAAUCCUAGCAGAAUAUCACAUUUAUAGGGAGCACUGCAUAGCUUAUAAGCUUGUAAGAGAUGGCUUCCUCUAUGAUCUCAUCGGCAGCCGUUGCCACCGUCAACCGCACCCCGGCACAAGCCAACAUGGUGGCACCAUUCAAUGGUCUCAAGUCUGCCGCAGCUUUCCCAGUCAGUACCAGAAAGGCUAAUGACAUUACUUCCAUUGCAAGCAAUGGUGGACGAGUUCAAUGCAUGCAGGUGUGGCCACCAACUGGAUUGAAGAAGUUCGAGACUCUUUCUUACCUUCCAGAUCUCACGGAGGCGGAAUUGGCCAAGGAAAUUGAUUACCUUCUUCGCUCGAAGUGGGUUCCUUGCUUGGAAUUCGAGUUGGAGAAAGGUUGGGUCUACCGUGAGAACCACAGGUCACCAGGGUACUAUGAUGGACGCUACUGGACUAUGUGGAAGCUACCCAUGUUUGGAUGCACUGAGGCAUCUCAAGUGUUGGUUGAGCUUCAGGAGGCAAAGAAAGCUUACCCUAACGCCUUUAUCCGUAUAAUCGGAUUCGACAACGUACGUCAAGUGCAGUGCAUCAGCUUUAUCGCCGCCAAGCCACAAGCUGCCUAAGUCCCAAAACUUGAUGUCUCCCUAGCUAUAUCUGUUAGGGGUGGUUUGUUUAAAUUGUACUUAGACCUUGGCAAAAUGCCUCUUCCUUUUUUUAUUGGGUUUUUGGAGAUGAAUAUUCUACUUUGUUUUUGUUUUUAGCUUCUGGAUUCGGUUGCUGAAACGGGCGAGAAUUGUUGAAUGAAAAGUAGAUUAUUUUUAAAUCCG
Molecule: messenger RNA, 825 nt
Organism: Populus euphratica (Euphrates poplar)
Lineage: Eukaryota; Viridiplantae; Streptophyta; Magnoliopsida; Malpighiales; Salicaceae
Product: ribulose bisphosphate carboxylase small chain, chloroplastic
Exons: 3
Coding region: 76-621 (181 amino acids)
Source: RefSeq, a predicted model, not a curated record